This is a messenger RNA of Lasiosphaeria miniovina, 2601 nucleotides long. RefSeq lists its product as uncharacterized. Gene Ontology annotation, molecular function: zinc ion binding; transcription cis-regulatory region binding; DNA-binding transcription factor activity, RNA polymerase II-specific. NCBI's taxonomy places the organism in Eukaryota, Fungi, Ascomycota, Sordariomycetes, Sordariales, Lasiosphaeriaceae. The coding region runs from base 1 to 2601 and encodes 866 amino acids. The transcript has 6 exons. Gene Ontology annotation, cellular component: nucleus. Gene Ontology annotation, biological process: DNA-templated transcription; regulation of DNA-templated transcription. The record is from RefSeq and is a predicted model, not a curated record.
AUGAGUGGACCCGUGCGCACAAGCGUCAUCUUCUGCCUGCACUGUGACAAGAAGAUCUGGCCGAUACGCGAGUACGCUUGCCACUGCGACAUGUACCCAGAAACGAAAUGCAGCCUCAGCAGCGACUGCAAUUGCCGCAAGCUGAAAUGCGCCUCUUGCCUGCUCACCGUCGACGUCAACUGCGAGUGCAACGUGUGCCGCUACCCGGCGUGCAAGACUAGGAACCGGCCCGGCGCAAACUUCUGCAGGGCAUUCCAGGGGGGCCUCCAUCCCGUCCAUCUCGGUAAGAAAUUUAACAAUGACCGCUCCCUGUUCAACGCCUCCGAGAUGAUGUACGCGUACGAAAACCACCCCAUCGAUAUAUUUUACUUCACUAUUGGCAACCCGCCUGCCGCGUGGUGGAACGUCACUUUCGACGAUGACGGGCACCCGGUUCACGGGAUAGUGCAGCAAUACGGUUCCGAACCCCCAAACAAGGACUUCGACCUCAGAGCUAAAGUCUUUGGCAUCUGGAACCUGUCGCUACCCCGGACCAGCACCCCAUCGCCACCCGGUCCAACUCACCGUCUCCAGUCAGGGGCGCGAGAGGCGCAUGAACCCUUCCCGGGGGGCGGAUUCCCGCACAUCCCGGCCGAGGAGGCGGAGUUGUUCUAUCAUUUGCUCACCAAGAUCUUCGAGCGCCUGGAAGAGGUAACCAAGGAGCUGAGCAAAUACCAAGAAUUGCUAGGACGGGAUGCCCAGCCCGGCGCACAGAACGGCAUCCCCCUGCCGGGUGCCUCGGUGGCUGGCAGCGACGGCGGCAUCGGCUCGGUUCCCCAAUCCGUCGGGCUGGGCGGAAUGAGCGUCAUUAGCGAUGCAUCCAGCUCUACGCUGGCAAUGAAUGUCCUCAUGUCCGGGGUGUGCUUCGGCCCGGACCCGGACCCGGACGACGGCGGAAUGCACAGGGAGCACUACGUUCUCGGGGGGGAUAUUCACGUCGACAGGGCAACCGCGUUUGACCUGUUUCUGGAGUUCCAGGCCCACCUCUACGCCCACUUCCCCGUCCUCGACACCAGCAAGACCCGAGACGGCAUGUACGAGAUGUGUCCGCUGCUCUUCUGGACCGUCAUCAUCACCGCGUCCAAGUACUCGCCCGCCCACUCGCACCUGUACCCCGUCCUCACGCCCGCGUACGAGACCCUGCUAGCCACGAGCAUCGUCAAGGUGACGAGGUCCGUCGCGCAGAUGCACGCCAUCCUCAUCAUCAUCAUGUGGCCGCUACCGUACCCGGGCCCCACGCACGAUCCGAGCUGGGGGUACUGCGGACUCGCCAUGAAUGCUGCGCUCCAGAUGGGCAUGCACCGGCCGGGGUUCCAUCGAGAGUACGGUUUUCCCGACCUAGGCCAAGAGCAGGCCCAGCUGAGGACCGUGACGUGGAUGAUGGCAUUCCAGACGAGCGUGUGCCUAAGCACAUUUCUCGGCGUCCCCCCCUUCAUCGACGCCACUCCACACAUGGACGCCAUCCUCGCGAACCCAUCGGGUCUGCCCAAGGUGAUCGUGGCGCAGACCGACAUCCAGCUGCACGUGGCGCGGUUCACGCGGGCCCUGGACAACGCCAUGGACCUGGCGGCCAAGGUCAUGUACAUCAACAUGUUCGAGCGCGACCUGAACCGGCUGCGGGCCACCUUCGAGUCGACGUGGAGCAGCAACGUCGAGCUGAACCUGACGAGCGCCAAGCUGUACUUGUACGCGCACAUCUUCGUCUCGCCCAAGCGCGGCAGCGCUGGUGUAGAAACGCCGGCGGCCGGCCAGAGCCCCCGCUCGCUGCUCGCCGACUCGGGCGCCCGCAAGAUCAUCUACUCGGGCCUCGCCGCUGCCGUCAGCUACAUCCACUCCUUUUCCGAGGAGCAGCAAGCCGUGCUGUCGCCGCGCGACACGACAGGCGUCGAGACGGGGGCCGCGUGGGAUGCCUCACCAGCAGCAGCCGCCACGUCAGCACCAUCCACCUCGACCCCGCCCGGCCCGCCACAGAGGGUAAACCGCCAGAUGUACUUCCCGCACCACUACUGGCGCAGCCUCGUCAUGGCAUCCUUCUUCCUGCUCAAGUUCCUCGCCGUGGCGGCCGCGCCGGGCGUCAGCGGGGAAGCCGAAGCGGAGGCCGAGCAGGAGCUGGCGCGCAACCACCUCGUGACCUCUCACAAGACGUUCAUGUCGUACGCCAACUCGAUCGAGCACGUGGCCGUGGCCAAGACGCUCGAGCGGCUCGUGCAGACGGCCGCCGGCGUGCCCGCCGAGGGCAAGGUCAACACGCGGCUCGGCGCGAGCAUCAUCUUCGAUGGGCUGAUCGUGUUUGGCCAGCUCGAGAAGGCGCGGAGCGCGGGCAUGUUGGAGUUGCAGGCGCAGAUGCAGACGCAGAUGCAGACGCAGACGCAGACGCACCAAGAUCAUGUGCAGCCGCAGCAGCAGGCGGAGACGCCCUUGUUUUUCGACUCGGGGGCUUCGACGCCGGGAUACGGAGGCUUCGAUAAUGGGUUUUCGAUUGCAGAGUUUUUGGACUCGGAUUGGAAUCUUCCCUGGGAGACAAAUUUCUUCGACAUGGGCAUGGCGAUGCAGGAUCGGUGA